AUGAACACCAAGUCGGCCGCCGCUGGGGCUGCCUCCACUUUGUCCUGCCUCGCCCGCGGGGAUGUGAAGCACGCAGCAGCUGAAGCAGUGUUGUCUCGGCUGCAGCAGCAGCAAGACAUCAGCCGCUUUGAAUUUUUGCUGCCUGCUGCUCUCGCGCUGGCCACAGGAGAUGCAGACGCUGCAGUGCAGCUAGCGGGUUUAGGGAUUGUGGAGAAGCUCGCAGCAGCAGGGGACUGGCCAGCAGCAGUUUCUUUUCUUCUUUCGAAAAUUCCAAGUUUGUCUGCUGCAGCAAAAGCAGCAGUUGCUGCUGCAGCAGCAAGAAUAACCGAUGCCAACGCAAACCCCGAGCAAUAUUUGGAGAAGGCCUUCGAGCUUCUCUCAGCAGCCCCACGCGAAACCCCCGAAUUCAUUUGGUGCAGAGCCUCGACGCGGCUUGCUGCUGCUUCCAGCCCUGAGCUGCAGCAAACGGCAGUUCGCGCUGCAAUAGAGGCCUUAAGAAACCCUGGCAUAGAGGCCUCUCUUUUAAGGCUUUGCUGCUACAUACUGGGGACCUUUGCAGUGUGGCUGCGGGGGGCCCCCGGGGGCCCCCCGGGGGCCUCGCAGCUGCUGCUGUCGCAUGUGCGGCUUUUGUGCAGCAGCAGGCUGCAGCCAGUUGAAGUAUAUGGGCAGCCGUGGUGCAUGCAGGAGAGCAGCAGCAGCAGCAGCAGCAGCAGGGCUGCAGCAGCAGCAGCGGCGAAGGCCGAAGCCUGCGGCAUGCUGCUGCUCAGCCUCUGCAAAAUCGCAGCAGCAAACCCUCAGGAAACGCGAGCUGCUGCUGCUGCUGCUGCGCUGCUCGCGCGGCACCCCGACAUAGAAGUGCAGACAAGAGCAAGGGAGUUCAGAGCACUGCUGGAGCAAGGGGACCUGGAGUUUCUUGCUUUUUGUUUGGAAGCAACAGCAACACCGAAGCAGCAGCAGCAGCAGCAGGGCCGCUCGCGUGCUGCUGCUGCUGCUGCUCCAAGGGUUACAGUGGAAGCAGUGGCUGCAGUUGCUGCUGCGCUGGAUGAGUCGAGAGCAGCAGCAGCAGCAGCAGCAGCAGGCCCCAGUGAGAGAAACGGCAGCAGCAUAUCUCCCUCCCCCUCUGACGGCAGCAGCAACAACAGCAGCAGCAGGAGCCACAGCACCGGCAGCAGCAGCAGCAGAAGCGCCAACAGCGGCAGCAGCAGCAGAACCAGCAGCAACGAUUCCAGCCGCAACAGCAGCAGAGACAGCAGCAGCAGCAGGAGCAGCAGCAGAAGCAGCAGCAGCGACACGGCAGCAGAAGGAUCGCGCCUAGCCUCCUUCUUUGCUGCAGCAACAGCAGCAGGAUCUGCCUCUCCAUCGCACUCCGCAGCAGCAGCAGCAACAGCAGCAGCAGCAGCAACACGGAAGAGGGCAUGCAUCUUGAAGAACUCGCUGCUGCUGCAGACGCCGCUGCUGCGGCUGGCAGCAAAGAGGCAGCAGCAAGGCGGCAGCUGUAGGCUGGUGCUGCAGUACACCAACUGCAGCAAGGAAACCCUGCGAGUUCGAAGUGUGUACCGCCCUCCGGCGAAUGGGAGCCUGCCGUGUCAGAUGCAGCAGCAGCAGCUGCUGCUGCAGCCUGGCGGGUCUCAGCAGCAGCAGCUGCUGCUGCAGCUGCUGAUUCCUUUCCUCUCACAGCCGCAGCUUGAGGUGGCUGUUGGGCUCGAAGCAGUAGCAGAAGGCACACAG
Eimeria tenella is the source of this 1728-nucleotide messenger RNA. RefSeq lists its product as uncharacterized. Gene Ontology annotation, molecular function: clathrin-cargo adaptor activity. Gene Ontology annotation, biological process: clathrin-dependent endocytosis. The transcript has 8 exons. The record is from RefSeq and is a predicted model, not a curated record. NCBI's taxonomy places the organism in Eukaryota, Apicomplexa, Conoidasida, Eucoccidiorida, Eimeriidae. The annotation marks the transcript as partial. Gene Ontology annotation, cellular component: AP-2 adaptor complex.